CUUCAAAUAAAAUGGAAGAAACCACAACUCCAUUAUUUUCUUUUUAUGUACCGGAUUUAUACUAUACAGCAUAUUACUAUCCUGAGGACGAGGGUAUAAACCCAAUCAUCUACCAGGCAGUAAAAAUUUUGAAUAUCAUUAUUUACAGCGUGACCUUUCUCCUAGGGGUUUUUGGAAAUGGCUUGGUUAUCUGGAUUACAGGAUUCAAAAUGCACAAAUCGGUCAGCACCAUCUGGUUCCUCAACUUGGCCAUCGCCGACUUUGUUUUUGACGUCUUCUUCCCGCUUCAGAUCAGCGAAUGGGUCAUGAAUGGUCAUUGGCCUUUCGGUCAGGUUAUGUGCAAGGUGAUUUUUACGGCUAUCUUCCUCAACAUGUCUGUUAGCACCACCUUCCUUAUGGUCAUCAGCAUUGACCGCUGUACGUCUGUUCUGUGCCCGGUGUGGUCAAAAAACUACAAAACUCUGAAGAUGGCUGCUUCAAUCUCCGUUCUUAUCUGGACAGCCUGUUUUAUACUCAGCACUCCGUACCUCGCUUUUUUUGACAUUCUUCAUGACUCUGAUAGUAAUAGAUCAUACUGCUUUCCCAUAUAUUCAGAGGAUGACCAUGUGGACCAAGUACGAUACAAAGCCAUGCUCAUUACCAGAUUUGUCAUCAUGUUCCUCAUCCCGUUUUCUAUUACAUUGAUAUGUUACAGCCUCCUUGCAAUUCGGCUGAGAAGAAGAAGAAGUCUUUCCAUAUCUGGUCGACCCUUUAAAGUUAUUUUUACCAUCGUAGCUACUUUCUUCUGUUUUUGGUUCCCCUUCCAUCUGUAUCCGUUUCUAGAAUACAUGAAUGUGGAAAUUAGCGACACUGUGGAUUUUGCUAUGUCCAACACUGUCUACGCCAUUGGUUUCUUUAAUAGUUGUAUCAACCCCAUGGUCUAUGCCUUCAUUGGGAGGGAUUUUAAGAAGAGUUUACAGAAGUCUGUCCCAUUCCUCCUGGAGAGCACAUUCAAAGAGAAGUUUGAAGUGGAGGAUCCCUGCAGUAGAUUUAUGGUGGAAACCGAGAUGGACACUUAUAACUGAGGAGGAACUCCUGACAAAAUACGAAAUUCAGCCAUUAAUCUCUAAAGUGAAAAGCUUAUGUCUGUCUCUGGGUGAACUGUUUGGAUGAAACUUAAUGGGUUGUCAUUUUUGAGGCUGGUGUAAGAAAACUAGGCGGUCAUUUCUGCCUAGUUUCCCCCCCCCCCCCUCGCUCCUCAUUCCAAAGCCCCCUCCAUCGAGUAAAAUAAAUAUGGCGAUUGUGGAAGGAACUUUGUGCCUCGUGACAAGAGAACUGUUUAUGCCAAAUAUGGACUUGCAAGAAGAAACCACCCCUCCUCCUUCUUCUGCUUUUUCUUCUUCUUCUUGUAUUCACUCAGGAACCAAAUAUGGCUCUGCCCCUGAAAACUUGGGUUUGAGAUCCCUGUAUGACACAAGGCAUUUGUGCUAAUUAAAGGCUUUUGAAACGUGAGCAGUAUGCCAAGAACAGACGUCACAGGGGCGUGUAAUAAGGGACUGAACUAUAUGAACUGACCAAUCUGUAUGCUUAUGUUUGUGACGUCAUGUUGUUAAUAAAAGGAGCCGCACAGGCUCCACCCAGUCUCUCUGGCUGAAUGUUGGAAAGGUGAAGAUGUAGACUUUUUCUCUCCGGUCUGCAUGUUUCACUAUUAUGAUUUGGGUCAACGGCAGAAUGGGUUUAUUCUCUGGAAUUGGGCCAGAGUACCACUACAUCAACACUAUAUAUAUUUGUACAGUAUAUUCAUCUUUCCUUCUAUCUAUCCAUCUAUC
Molecule: messenger RNA, 1808 nt
Organism: Rana temporaria (common frog)
Lineage: Eukaryota; Metazoa; Chordata; Amphibia; Anura; Ranidae
Product: chemokine-like receptor 1
Exons: 1
Coding region: 12-1064 (350 amino acids)
Biological process (GO): complement receptor mediated signaling pathway; positive regulation of cytosolic calcium ion concentration; inflammatory response
Cellular component (GO): plasma membrane
Molecular function (GO): N-formyl peptide receptor activity; complement receptor activity
Source: RefSeq, a predicted model, not a curated record